UUUUGAGUGAUUAUUAUUAAUUUGAUAAGACCAAAAAAGUUAAAGAAACUUAUAUUUUGCUGCAUUUGAAGAAGACUUUACGUACGAAUCGGGUUGGUAUAAUUAGGGAUUUUGUUUCUUCAUCCUUUCUAUGAAUUUAAAGUAGAAUUUUAUAAGAUCAAAACUGUUGUUUUUGUUGUUGUUGCGGCGGGUGUACGCCUUCUACAUUUUAUAAUUUAAUAUAUUAUAUAAUUUUGUUCUGCAAAUCGGUCGGAAUUGGACAUCAUAACACAACAUUGCUAGUCAUGUGCAUGUAGCCAGAAACGUCGAAACCAAACAACAUCUUUGACAGGAGAAUAAUUAUAUUCAUCAUAUCAUAUUUUAUCAUAAACAUUGUAAAUUUUUUGUUACUCGUAUAUAAUAUAUUAAAAGAAAUAAUUACAAUUUUGUUAAAUGUUAAAAGCUACAAGUUUCCAAUUGACUAGUCUGGCAACAUCGCCCUUUUGUUAUAUUUUGAUUUGUCUCCUUUCGAUUCUCACUCAAUACUCUUGCACUCAAUUUUGCUUUUAUGGCUUCUCUUUAACAUAUAAAUAAAGGGAGCGGCGUUUGCACAUUGUUGUUGUUGGUACACACUUAAAUGUAACAGCCCCAAGCAUCAUCCGCAUUUGUUGUUCUUACUAUUUACAAACCCACGGCUGGCGUUUUUAACUUCUUUGCAUUUUUUGUUAUUGUAUUUAUUACUGCUUUGGUUUUACUUUGCAUUUGCUCAUUUGUAUUUGUUAUUGUUGGAGCAGCAGCUGCUUUGCUAGCACCAGCAGGCACCAGCACCAGCACCGAUGAGUAGUCAAGUUGGCUUUGUAGGAAAUCGAGUUAAGUUCGAAUGAUGCGAGUGAUUGGAACGGUUGUGUCAGCGGUUUAGCACGGAUUCUCGUCGUCUUAUUGCGUCCAGUGAAUAGCGUGUUACAGAAGCGUGUGGCUAAUUGGAAACGUGAAAAAGUAGUGCCGCAAUUUGUGUGUUAUUAUUAAUAUGAAAUUAUUUAAAUACGGGAAAAAUAAUUGCGAAACGGUUGAAGUGCCGAAGGGAGGCUGUGUCGCGUAUAACUCAAUAUAGGGCAGCCAAAAGAAGGAAACAGAACAACAGUGCUUGCCAGGAAGCAAACGUGUUUGUUGUGUUAUCUGUGUAAAUAAUUAAAAUUCUUUUGGAAUUGCCACUUGUAUAGUGUUGAAUUAUUGUUUUUUUUUGUGUGUGUGUUUGUUUGCGUUACUUGUGUGCGAAUUGUAUCAUCGCCGUGUUUGCUGACAUUCGCUCAACGCUCAACAUUUCACAGCUGUUUUGCAUUUAAUAAUAAUUACAAUGUGGUUUGCAUUUGAAUUGUGCAAGUGAAGUGACUAUAAAAAUAUGAAAAUAAUUUGAAAGUGUUGCAAAAAAAGCAAAUGUAUGUAUGUGGAAGCAUAUAGACAACAACAAUUACAAACCAAUCACGCCAAGCGUAUCAGCAACAAAUAAAUUGAUGAUGAAUAAUCACAAAAGCCAAAUAAGUUAAUAAGAAAUAAUAUAUACAAUAAAUAAAUAAAAAUAAAAACAUACGAAGCGUAUACGAAUGCGCAGGAGCAACGUAAUAGGAAACCGGUUUACUAAGAACAACAGUGCUUAACAUUAGCAACAGCAAAGAAUAUAAUAAAUUGUAAAUAAAUAAAAUCAAAGAUAAUACGCUAAGUCGAACGAAGCAUCCGAGGCACAGUGACCAAUGCGCGUUUGAGGAAGUAUAAACGCAAAAGCCGAACGACAAAAGCCAAAAAGGGUAACCAAAACGUCUGCUCUGCAAACUAGUAAAUAAAGGUACCUACCAACAUACAUAUGUAUGCACAUAAGCAGUAAGCUAAAAGCAAAAAGUUCGCAUCCGUUGCACUCUAUCCACACGGCUCAAACAACUACUCGAUAAUUCAGUUGUGGCUUACUAUAAGUGCUUUUGUUUUAUUGGUGUCUUGUGGUGAUUAUCCCGCUAUCUGCUUUGGUUACACAUUCGACGUAGCCUCAAGAUUUCCGGGUCUUCACUGCGUGUGCCGCUUGCAACUGCGCUGUUAUGCCGUGCUGUUCCCCAAUAUUUUUUCAGUGCUCAUUUUGUUAAGAUCAUUUUGUUGUAGUGGACGCAGCCACCACUAUUCAUAAACGUUCUCCCGCUGCUGCAACUUAUUUUCCUACACUUAAUUACGCUUAGCGUUUGUAUACUGUGCGAGCGUGUUUCGCGUGUGUGUAGUAACCGGUCAGUUGGAGCCGCAGGGCUAAAAACUAUAGCUGCAAAAACAACAACAAAAUUAAGCAUAAUAACAACUACAAGAAGUACUGCAAGCGUUCGGCGAAUAUAGAAUGGCAAGAUUUUUGUGUAGAAGGCAGUGACCUCUCUAAAGUGAAGGAGAUAAGCGCGAUUGAAAAUACACACACAUACAUACGAAUACAUAUCUACACAUAUAUUCAAAAUUUUGGCUAGUUUCGUGAAAGACAACUGUGUAAUCGUUUCUGCACACUUUUACUUUCAAACAAUUUUUAUAAAGCAAUGUGAAAUCAAAAAAAAAUUGACGACACAAAGGAAAUAAACCGUGCAAUAGCAUUUACCCCGCACAGUCGUAGAGGUGCGAGGAGAAAUAGCGCAUUUUUACAAGUUUUCGCGUUUAUGUGCCUCGAAUCGAUUUGAAAAUCGACUGACUGGUGUACGAGUUAACGAAAUCGCCAACAGGAAAAAAAUACGAGCAGACGCCACAGCAUGUCCGCCAGUCUAAUGUCAUGUGUUCGGGAGAACUCCCCACCGUUAGAUAUUGUGGAUGGAGCUAACUGUAGUAGUACAACGGGUCCAAUGUCAUUGCCCGAUUGUCAUAUGACUACAAUGUCGACAGCUAAACAACAACAACAACAACUCACAUCAACACCACUAUCAGCGCCAAAAAUGAAUGAGAGUAGUAGCAACGGUGGUGGCGGCGCAGGUGGAGGAGGUGAUGGAACAACGCAAACUACUGAACCGAAACGUCGCCGCUUUCAUCCGCUGCGCAAUCUCCGACGCAUAUUUCGUCGACGUACGAUCACCAACGUACCGGACACACCGCCGAGCGUCAACACAACCAACACAUUGCCACCGCCCACCAGCAGCACCAGUGAAAAGAAUCUGCGCAGCGCUACACUCUCCUCCAUCUCGUCCGCGGUGUCGGCCUCAUCACCCUCCUCACCAUUAACCCACCAACAACUGCAGGACGCCUACUCAUCACAAUCGCUGCCCAAAUCGAAAUCGUAUUCGAUUAGUGGCUGUGGUGGUGCAGUUGGUGUUGGUGUUGUUGCCGCUGGCCAUAGUGGUGGUAAUAAGUCCACACCGCAUAGAGAUGUCCUGUUGGCACAGGUAUUAGGUGGUGGUGGUAAACACAAACAACAACAACAUAAUAAUAAUAAACAACAAUUACAAGAACAAUUGGAAGAAGAUAACGACAUGUAUACAACACACGCCACACACAGCACAACAUCAGCACUGUAUCAUCAUCAUCAGCAUCAACAGGUGGGCAGCAGCGGUGGUGUGCUCUUCCAGCCGCCACACUCGGUGCGGCAAUCGCUGGGCGUGGCCGUGCUGCCUAGCGCCAUAAAUCGCAGCUUUUACGCUGAGCGCCAGAAGUUGCGCAGCAUCGGCGACUCGUCGCAGGAGUUGGAUAGCAGCGGCAAUGAUAGCGGCAGCGCCAACAACACGGCGAGCGGCAGCGCGAACGGCGGUGGACGGUCGAAUGGCUGUGCGAACAGUGAGAUGACGGACAGUCAGCGUAGCCUUAGCGAAGGGCGCUUGGUGGACAGCGACUACGGUCACGAUCCACUCUCUCAAUCACACGACAGCGUAUUUUCCGAAUCGGCAUCAGCGAGUCUAUUCUCCAACAGAGACUAUCAGGCUGAGCUCUCCGAUGUGCUGCGCAAACGCAAUCGUCAUCGUCAGGAUGCUUCCGAAGAAGAUUUGGGACUGCCACGCAGUCCAGCUUCACCACAACGGCGCGUUGAACGCACGACACAACGCACUCAACACGCCAACAGCAAGCACACAACUACAGCCACAUCUUCUACCGCCACCACGACUGGCGGCAAUCACAGUGAGGUGUCCUCGUUGAGUUUGCUGAGCAUGAAUAGUGGUGAUGGCGAUGAGCUAUUCACCGCAUCCACCGCAAAUAAUUCCACAAUUAGCACCAAAGAAUUUUUGCAGGAACGUUCGAUGACAACAACAUCCUCUACGGUAAGUGGACGUAGCAUAACUCGCUCUUCCACUGUGUCGGCCACAUCGGUGUCCUCGGAGAUUUAUCGACACUCGUCGAGCGGCAGUUUGGCAAGCGACACGAACAGAGACGAACCGGAUUUGUUGGGUGCGAAGUGUCAACGUCUUUCACAUUCGGCCGCCAAGCAUAAAAUGGCUUUACGUCCGGCUAAGAAGAAGGGACCGAGUCGUCUGCACCGGCGUACGCUGGAGACCUCAAUACCGGAAGCCAAUGAAGAUAGCCUGAGGUUGGCUAGUAACCAUAUGCUGGACAUAGCAGAACACGACAUCAAAGCCAAAACACGCUCUCUACCGCCUAGCGUCAAUACUAAAGUAUUAGAUCAACAUGCUAUUGAACCGAAAAAUGUGGCAUCACCUUCGAAAUCGAAAACGAAAUCUUCAAAUGCCAGCAAUGAGCAAACAAUAAACGUUAAACGCUCGAAAAUCGAGAAACAUGAAAAAAGUAAUGAUGGUGGCAAACUCACCACUAACAAAACAACAAUCCCCACCUCUAGCAGCAGCAGCAGCAGCGGUUCCAUAUCGGCUGCCACCAAUCUAUUUGGCUUGCGCACGUUAACAGCGAAAGCAACGGCGCUCUUUGAGCCACCACAGGAGUCGUCUACCGAUCCAACACCCAGUGAGCAGGAGUUGAAGAGAGAGAAAGAACGCGAGAAACUCAAGGAGAAGGAGAAAAUGAAGGAGAAGGAUGCCACAAGCUCACAAAUGGACACCGCAGAAAGUGGCUUCCUACGACGACUCAUACAACGCAAUUCGAAGCGUUCCGCCUCGCGCAACAACAACAGUAGCAGCAACACUCAGAACAGCGUACCGCCCGAAGAGGAAAAAAUGGUUGUAAGCCAAAGCGAAACGGAUGCCAAAUCUAAAAUGCAUGUCUCCACUUCAUGUUUGGAUAUGAAGCCGACACCCGACUCCAGUUUGACCAAAUUAGAUAAAUCACGUAGCGCUUUGAGUUACGAACAAAAUAUUGAGGAGACACGUAAGGAUAUUAAACGCGAAAUUAUGUCUGUCGGCAGCACCGGUUUAAAUGCCAUGCUGAACGCACAUAAUUUGACAGCACACAAUAACAGCAUCAGCAGCAUAAAGGAUGCCGUCGCAGCAACCACGCCACCGAAACCGAAAUCGGGCGCGGCAGCACGCCAACGCUAUAUGCCGCAGGACAUCGGCUCGCUGGAACGCAAGGUGACAACAAGCACCAAUAUGACAGCGAACGACUCGUAUGCCAGCAGCACGAGCAGUCUACUCUCCAAAUGCUCACAGCAAGAGAUAUUCCAAUCCACUUCGAUUAUACGUGAAAUUACCGCCUCGCAAACGUCCAGUGUCAAUUCGUUGAGCAGCGUAAGCAAAUUGUCCGAGCAUCACUACGAAAAGAAACCGAAAAUAGUUGGACUCAGCGCUUUUCAGCAGAAGAUCUCACGCUCCAACGAUUCGGUGGUACGCUACGCCGCCAGCAAUGGCAGUAACGCGCACUCCACCAACUCGCUGGACGCCGCUGACGAAACGCACGCGUUCAGCAGUCAAGAACAGAAGCAACGUAAAGUUGUGGAGAAAUCGCGCAGUUUUCGUACAUACCAAGAGGAGGCGUACGCCACGCCCACCGCGAUGCACAACAACAUGCCCAGUUUGCCCGAUUUGACGUUGAAUUUGCGCGUGCCCUACAAUGAUUACACACAGAACGCCAAGGAUAAUGCCGACACUGGCGCUUCGGGUAUAGAAACGCAGGGCGAUAAGGCGACGCGCGCCACCACACCGCUCACAGCGUCUGCAGGCAAUUUAACUGCUACGAGCAGCAGUUAUAAUUUUACAAAAAAUAUUGCGGUAAAGAGUUCGCCAACCAAAAUGGUCGCGCCCACGCCGAACAGCGCAAGCGCGCAAGACGAAUCCAACAACGGUAAUUUACUUGUAAAAUCACCAUUCAUCAACGUAUUGCGCAAACCAACGAGCACCACCAGUUUGGAGGAGAAACCUGUUGUGGUUACUGUGAGCGCCGCCAGCAGCAAUCGAAAAUCUGUUGAGCAGAUUAACGCGCCCAAGGCAUUGCCCAUUUCGCUCAUCACUGUGGUGCCGCCAAGAGCAGAAGUGUUGAAGGCCGAGCAGCAGCUGCGUCCGAAAGUCUUGCAUUUGCGGGAUUCGAAUGCGAGCCUUGACACGUCCACCUCCACGGACGACCUGAAGCUUACACCCACUACAGCGGCGGUGCCGUUGCGCGAAAAGGCCAAGCUGAAGACUAACGUUGCGGUGGCUAAUGUACGUAAUUCCAUGGAUAUUUUAGCAGCAAAUGCCAAAGAUGUGGAGCGCAAGUCAGCGCCAGCACAGGUGGUGCAGAGCGCCAAGACGCAAAGCGUCAAGACGACGCGCCGCAGCACUAGCUUGUUGGACAGCCCGCCAGCGCAAAACCAAAAUGGUAAUGAGGAGCGCGGCGGCGCAAUAAAGUUGCAUGAAUCAACAAGCGGCAGCAGCACGCCAAACGAAGAUGGCGUGCCGGAGUUCAUGCGCAUACAGUUGAAUCGCGUUGAUCCUGCGCGCAUUGCUAAGAGCGCAAAUGUGGUGCUGGCCAAAAAUGUGCGCGAAGUACAAGCGCCAACUCAACAACAACAAUCAGAACCACAGCAGGUGCAACAAGAGAAGCCGCAGCAGCAGAAACAGCAACAACAAGUGUCCAAAGGGGCGAACAACGAGCGCAAUACUAAUUUGGAAGAGCUCAGCUUGCACCGCUUAAGUAACGAGAGUGUGGAGAUUAUCGAGAAGCCCUCACCCAAAGAAGCCGACAAGCAGAAACCUAUAUUUGAUAUGAGCCAAAAUCAGAGCAGCAGUAACAAUAACAUUAAAUCGCCAACUAAAAUGCAUUUGGUUGUAAGCGCGCUGCCGCCAAGAAGUCCUGUGAAGAAACAACAAGCGAUUGUUACGCUUUCACCAACAACACCAACAACGCCGACAACCGACGUCGAUGAAAGCCCUUUGCUGCGCAUGAAAACGCCAGAUACGCCAGUCGACGCGGCAACGCUGAGCAGCAAGAAAUUAUCAUUGCAAGAGCGCAAGCGUUUAUUUAUGAGCGAGGAGAAAUUGAAGACGGACAAACGCAUUGAAGAGUUGCGCAAUGAGCGCAAAAAGUCCAUUACAGAAGAAGUCUAUCGCAAAUCAUUUGCCAAAUCGGAGGAGAAAUUAGAGACAAGCGAAAAAGCAGCAUGCGACAAUGUGGUGAUGAUGCGCAAGAAGUCCUUUUGCGCCACCACGCAAGCGUGCGCGCCAACCAACGGCAAUCGCGAUGAUGCAACGCCGGAACUGAUGAAAGUUUUCGCGCGGCGUUCAUUGAAAAUUAAAGAUGAGGACAUCAAUGCGCUUGCCGACAAAAUACACGUCAGCGGCAGCGUUAGCGGUAGCGGCAGCAGCGCAAAGAAAUUCGUUGCGACACAGCAGAAUGUCGACAGCGACAAAGAGAAUCAGUCGGCGAGCGAGGAGAAACUCGACAAGUUGCCCAAAUUGGAGGCGUCACUUGAACUACAGAACGGCAAAUUGACGAAUGGUGUCAAUAAUCGCAAUUCGCUAGCAGAUUUCCGCACGAAAAGCGUUGUUGGCGGCGCGCCGCAUACGAAUGGCUUAAGCGUGAAUAACAACAAUAAUAAUAAUAACAACAACAGUCACACUGCCGCAAAUAACAGUAAUAACAGCACCACCGGCGCACAUAGCGUUAACAAUACCACCGUCAACAAUGUCAACAACAGCAACAAUAGCAUCAGCGGCGGCGGUGGCGUCAACAAUCGCAGCUUCCAGCCGCCCAUCAAAGUCGCCGGCUUUCGCGCCACACCCAUCGAGCGCAAUAACAGCGUUAGUAAAAUCUUUCCGACCACUGCGUGUGAAACUCUAAACAACAACAAUAAUAAUAAUAGCAACAACAACAAUUUAAAUAAUAACAAUCACCAUCAGCAACAUCAGCAGCAAAAUGGCAAAGCACACGAGCGGCAAUCGUUGAAUAUUAAAGCGCUUGAGAGCAACAGCAGCGGCAGCAGUAGCAGCAUGAAUAGUUCGACAAGCAACAGCAGCGCGCUUAGCAAAACAAUUGAGCGCUCGGCAACGGUUAGCGAAUUUAAGGGUAUACAUCAGCGGCGCGCCGAAUGGGAGCAACGCGCCAAGGAGGCGCUGAAGUAAGCGUAGAAAACGGAAUGGAAUCACGCUUAGAAGCAGUGUUGCUUAGGCAGCAACUGAGGCGGCGCACGAACUGUACGAAUGGGAAAAAUUUGACAGUGACUUGGCGCAUGCGCAUGUUUUCGAGCUUGUUUGCAUUUUCUGCAGCGUUUAAGAACUAAGUUUUAAUGCAUCUUUCUUUUUCAAACAAAAUUAUGCCGUAAAGUUGUAAAUGUUACUAACAAAAUCUAAUAUAAGCAAAGAAAAAAUACUAAAAUGCUAAGAAAUAUGUAUGAAAUUUUCUAAGUGGUCAUUGGUGAGUUGCGAGGUAAGCAAAAGCAGUGAGAAAGGUGAAAAAGUGCGAGCGUAAGGCGUGGUCAACUCUUAAAUUGCAAAAUUAGGAAAGUUACUCGAGCAUAUAUUUAAAUGUAAAUGUUUAGACGUGAAAAUCGUGUUGAAAAUUAUUGAAAUGAGCAACAGUUAUUGAGAAAGCGCUUAGACAGAUGUGCGUGCGGGAACAGUAUAGUGUUGUUAGAACAUAGUGAAAUUAGCUUAGCAUACAGUGAAAUAGUGUUACGGAUAGCGAAAUCAUUGCAGGUUGAUCGAAUUUAUUUUUGAAAUUUUAAUUUCGAAUUUUCAUAGAAUUUUUAUUUAUACACUUCUUUCCACGUAAUAGAUUUUUGACUAAAAAAUUAUAAUCUCAAAAUUUUAUUUAUAGUUUUUUUCUUUUUAGUAUGGUAGAUUCUUGACUAAACAUUUUUAAUUUCGACUUUUAUAGAUUCUUGUUUUUGUAAUAGAUGUUUGAAUAAAAAAAAUUUAAACUCAAAAUUUAUAGAUUUUUUUCUUCGUAGUCUGCUAGAUUUUUGAAUAAAAAUUUCAAUUUCGAAUUUUUAUAGAAUGUUUUUUUACCAAAAAAUUGUGUCGUUUUGAAAUUUAUUUUUGGAAAACUUAUAAAAUUUUGCAGUAUUAUGUAAGACCUGCAAUGAGCUUUAAGGAUAUUUCUGUUCAUCAAAACAACAAAAAAUGUUUUAUUAAUGGUUUUUCAUAUAUCUGCAGACUUAAUACACAUUUUUAACCUCAAAAUUUAAGAAUUGUAGCGGAACCAAACAAACAUCUAAAACUCAAACAUAAAAAACUAAAAUAAAAAAUUUACUGGAAAAUUUUAAAAUUUUCUUCGAAAGUAAUAAAUUGUAAAACCCACAAAUUUAUAAAAACAUCAUUUACUGAUAAAAUGUAUGUAAUAUUGACCAUUUUAAAAUAAUCGUGCAAAAUUUUUGAAAUAUUAUGUAAACUCAAAGAAAGGCUUUCCGUCAAAAAAUCAUUACAAAAUUUCAUCUUAUAUUUUCCCACUCAAAUUGCCGUCAAAGAAAUUUAAAAAAAUUAUUUAAAAAGAAUUUUGCGUUUCCAAGUUGUUUAAAAUUAUUUUUCCUAUUGUUAUACAAAAAAAAAAAAUCAAAAUAAAAUUAUACAUCUCUUCAUUUUUUAAAAUUUUUUUUUCUUAUUUUUAAUAAAAAAAAAAAACAAUUUUUAUAAAAUUAUAGAUUUUACAAUUUUUUUUUUUGCAUUACCAGCAGUAGUAUUAAAUUUCGAUGUCUCUAUCAAACCUAUCUAAAUGCGAUUCAAAAUCGAGUAUACUAUUACAUAUACAUACAUAUAUACAUACAUAUGUAGUUAUAGAAUCAAUGAAUGUGUUAGUAGCAAACAAAGUGCUUUUUUAGAAGCUUUAGCAAAGGGUGUUAGAUUGUGUAGUUGUAAUAGAGUAAAUAUGUGGAAAAAUUAAAAACAAUUAUUUUCAUAAAAAAUUAUAUAUAUUUUUUCAAAACUUCUUGAUUUAAUAUUUUUAAAUAAAUAUUUUUUUAUUUUAAUAUUACUUUAUUAACAGAAAAUAUAAGUUUUGCUUACUAUUGUUGCACCCUGUACAUGCGAGGAAUUGUAAUUAAAAUUUAUUUUUUGUUUAAAGAAAGUUUCGUUGCACUUUGCAAGUGUAAGUUUUUAAUUUUUUGAAUAAAUACGAAAAUCUUGCAUUUGUAUUGUUGCCACUUUUUGAAUUUAUUUUGAAAAGUAUUAAUCGAGUAACAAAACAUUACGUUAAAGUACGAGUAAAAUUCGCACACCUUUUGUAUUACCUUUUAUUAUAUUUUUUUUAUAGUUUUUUUGUACCCUAAAUUUUUGUUAAAAAAUAUUAUAAAAAAUUACUAUACAAAAUUAUUAUAAAAAAUUAUUCUACAAAAUUAUUAAAAAAAAUUAUUAUACAAAAUUUUAAUAAAAAAAUUUUAUAAAAAAUUAUUAUAAUCAAUCCAAAAUCGGCAACUUUUGUUCACACCCUAUUUCUAAAGCAUUUUAGUAUUGAUAAUUUAUGCUUAGUUAAACCCAUGACUCGCCGCUCUCCUAUAUUAUACUAACCACUCUCAUACGCACUCUGUUUUGUAUACUUUCUUGUGCUAAAUUAUAAAAGUUUUAGUUUUUAAUUCUGCAUAAUUAGAAAGUUUAAAAUUUUUAUUUGUUUGGUUCCAACUUUUGUAUUAAACAUUUACGUUUAUUUCUUAGUAUUAAAUAUAGUGCUAUUCGUUUUUGUUAAAAAAAUAUUAAACUUUUUUUAAAUUUCUUUAUAUUUUUUUUUUUGAAUAUCUUAAAAUUUUUUUUUGUAUAAAAAGCUAAUUUUCAAGCUAAAAAAAAUUUUGAGUUUUUAUUAAAAAUUUUAUUUUAAAACUAAUUAAACUAAAAAUAAUUCUGAUUUUUAUUAAAAAUUUUAAUUUUAAAUAUUUUAUAAAAUUACAUUGUAUAGUAAAAUUAUUUUUAAUGCACUCCCUCAAGAAAACACAAAACAACAAAAAUUAAAAUUAAAAAAAAAAAACAACAACAUAAUGAUAAAACGAAGUAGAGCGCAUUUGUUGUAAUUGAUUUAAGUAUUGAAAUUUGAGAAUUAUAAAUUUGCAAAAUUCCAAAAUUGCAUGACUGUGAGUAAUUAAGCAUGUGGAUUGAUAUUUUCUAAGCCUAAUUUACAUAAACACUACACAUAUACAUAUGGUACAUACAUACAUAUUAAAAAAA
Messenger RNA from Bactrocera oleae (olive fruit fly), 11441 nucleotides. RefSeq names its product serine-rich adhesin for platelets. NCBI's taxonomy places the organism in Eukaryota, Metazoa, Arthropoda, Insecta, Diptera, Tephritidae. The record is from RefSeq and is a predicted model, not a curated record.